AUGGAACAAAUACUAUGGCAAGAAGAAGAAUUAACAGCAAAUAAGGAAGAAGUAAAAAAAUAUAAUGAAGAAGUAACAAAAUGGAGGGAAACUGUAACACAAUUAAUAGAAAGUACCAAAACAAAAAACCUGACAAUAGAGACACAGCAACAACAAAUACAAAUACAACAACAACAAAUAGAAACACAACAACAGCAUAUGCAAGAACAAAAUAAACGAAUUAGUCUUUUGGAAACAACAAUCAGGGAUCAAAAAGAACAAAUUGAAAAAUGGUUCCAAGCUCUAAAAGACAUGAAACAAAUACCAAAAGUUCCACCUAAAAUAGCCUCCCUUUCCGCCCCACCUGAUAUACAAAAUAUGCUGCAAAAUCCACCUUCAGGUACACCGAUUCUUCCUAAUGUACCACAACACUCACCACCAAACACCGCGCCAAAUUUGGAAGCGGGAGCCCCAGCACUCAUUAGCGUAUCCCAGACUGCUGGAACUCCACCUAGCGCAGGAGCGCAUCUUCCGUCUACGGUAGCUGGUCCUAGUUCUAGCGUCACGUUUCCAGCAAUGGGACAGUCGAAUGGAACAAUUAGUACUACGGCACAUGUUCCUGAUCCGUAUGAUAUUAAUAGUUACGGGACAUAUCAAGUGACUAUAUUCGAUGAAGCCCAACAAGAAAUAUUAGUCUCAACGCUUAUUACAGUCGUACCGGAUACGAAAAUAUGUGUACCAAAACAAUUUGUAAUUAGAGACGCACUGAACAAUAUUGUGGUUGGUGGAAGAGUCACAUUAAAAAAUGGCAACGGAACAAUCGCUUUCACUGGAGUCACGGAUUCCACAGGUACCGUUCGGAUAUCCGAUACUCUUCCUGAUGACAUAUAUGAUGUUGAAAUUAAUUCUAAUAACUCACAACUGAAAACAUUACAAUUCAAAAUGGUUGUUUUCCGAGGCAUACGACCACCGAACAGCAAUCAGUUUCCUGCCCCAAAUGUGCCCAAUCCAAAUCAAAUGAAAUUUGUACUGAAAUGGGAUGCUCUUCCAGCAGAUUUGGACUCACAUAUGUUUGCUUCCAAUGGAACGCACGUUUAUUAUCAGAAUACAGCGGCUGGCACGAUGUCACUCGAUUGUGAUGUCACAAGUGGCGACGGUCCAGAAACUAUCACCGUUGAUUUUCAGCCAAACGUGAAAUAUGUUUAUGUCGUUCAUAGGUAA
Molecule: messenger RNA, 1200 nt
Organism: Rotaria sp. Silwood2
Lineage: Eukaryota; Metazoa; Rotifera; Eurotatoria; Philodinida; Philodinidae
Source: the annotation of a GenBank genome assembly